CUCCCUCUCCCUCUCUUUUCUGUGUGUAUGUGUGUAUGUGUGUGUGUGUCUCUCUCUUCCCCCUCUUCCCCCUCCCUUCCCAAGCUCUGUAACAUUAAAGUGAAAAUGCUCCUUUCUGUGCCUCCUCGUGCCGGAAUCGCCACUUUUGGCUACAACAAGAGCAACAAGAAGGCCUGUCAUUGGGAACCUGAAAGGCCUCGACAGUUUUGGAAAAUACAGCCUUAUGUUUCAGUGGCCCAGCAGAUGGCACCACCGAGUCCCAGUGGCAGCAACAAUAACAACAGCAGCAGCAGUGGACCUGGCGGUGGUGGUGGCGGCGGCGGUGGCGGGGAUCAGCUGAGCAAAACAAACUUAUAUAUCCGGGGCUUGCACCCAGGUACCACAGACCAGGACCUCGUCAAGUUGUGCCAACCAUAUGGCAAAAUUGUCUCCACCAAGGCCAUUCUGGACAAGACAACCAACAAAUGCAAAGGCUAUGGCUUUGUGGAUUUUGACAGCCCCACAGCAGCCCAGAAGGCAGUGACUGCACUCAAAGCCAGUGGGGUACAGGCCCAAAUGGCCAAGCAACAGGAGCAGGAUCCUACCAACCUCUACCUGUCAAACUUGCCUUUGGGCAUGGACGAAGCCGAACUGGAGUCGAUGCUAAAACCCUUUGGACAAGUCAUCUCCACACGUAUCCUGCGCGAUGCCAGUGGCACCAGCCGGGGAGUUGGCUUUGCCCGGAUGGAGUCCACGGAAAAGUGUGAAGCUAUCAUCACCCACUUCAAUGGCAAAUAUAUCAAAACGCCCCCAGGAGUACCAGCGCCUCCAGAUCCAUUGCUUUGCAAAUUUGCUGAUGGUGGACAGAAGAAGCGCCAGAACCAAGGCAAAUAUGUGCAGAACGGACGCGCCUGGCCACGGGAGAGUGACACAGGCGGGAUGACCUUGACCUACGACCCCACAACUGCGCUACAAAACGGGUUCUACACAACACCCUACAGCCUGGCCCCUAAUAGGAUGAUUGCCCAGACUGCACUCUCUCCUUAUCUCCCAUCACCUGUUUCCUCUUACCAGGUUCACAGCCCAUCCUGGAUGCACCAUCAGUCAUACCUCAUGCAGCCCACGGGGACAGUGCUGACACCUGCCAUGGAUCAUGCGAUUUCCAUCCAGCCCACCUCCAUGAUGGGGCCCCUAACCCAGCAGCUGGGCCACCUGUCCCUCAGCAGUGCUGGCACGUAUAUGCCAGCAGCAGCAGCUAUGCAAGGAGCCUACAUCCCGCAGUACACACCUGUGCCUUCCUCUAGUGUCACCGUUGAGGAGAGCAGUGGCCAGCAGAGCCAUGUGACAGUGGAGUCCCCAUCGGAUCAUGCUGCCUACUCGUAUCAGUACAACAAGUAACAACAGUGCCAUCGAGGAGCUCAGCUCUGAGCAGUCACUUCGAGGGAGACAACUUUUGUUUUUUGUUUUUUUUUCAUUUGUGCUGCAUUCAGAAGAUGGAACCAUUUUUGUUUUUGUUUGUUUGGUGGUUGUUGUUUUUUUUGCAAAGAAAAAAAGAGGUGGUUUUUGUUUUGUUUUUAAAAAAAGGAAAUAACUGCAAUAGACUUUUUGACACCGAGGAACCAAAGGAGGUUAGAGGGCUGGGUGGUGAAAAUGAUGUUCCCCCCAAAAACCCUUAGAUGUACAGAUGGACUAAGGACUCUUUUAAUACGAGGAAAACAUUUUUUUUUUUGUGGGUGCGUGUGUGUGUUCGCGUGUUUCUUUUCUUGUUAACAGCAACAUCAAAUGCUUUAGAUGCCACAAAAUUCCCCAGAGAAGAACUGUUCCCCCGCCCCCCUGGCGCUCGCUCUCUCUUUUGGGAAGAUGACUCUGUACCUCUGGGAGAAAAAAAAAUUUUUUUUUUUUGCUCCUUUGAAUUUGUUUUGUUUCCUUUGGUCAUUUAAGAUUUUUUUUUAAAGGACAAAUAUGCAAAAGUGUUUGAAUAUCUUUUUCUCUCUCUUUUUUUGGUUGUUUUAUAAGAAAAAGAUGCUCUGAGAAAGUCCCCACCUUGCGAC
This is a messenger RNA of Pogona vitticeps (central bearded dragon), 2030 nucleotides long. RefSeq names its product RNA binding motif single stranded interacting protein 2 (gene RBMS2). Gene Ontology annotation, molecular function: RNA binding. The record is from RefSeq and is a predicted model, not a curated record. Lineage: Eukaryota; Metazoa; Chordata; Lepidosauria; Squamata; Agamidae.